UGUGUGCGGGUGUGUUACGUGCCACCGUUCUGUGUGGUGUAUGGUGUACGAGAGACAUAGAUAGAGAUCGCAUCUCGGAAAAGAUAGCGAAUCACAAGGGACGGAAACGCCGGUAUCCGCGCAGGACACCCCAUCCUACCCCUCUGGCAAUCGACGAAAGGCCGACGCGAUCAACGGCGCGAUGUCCGUCGAGUCUGUGACAAGUGACAAGCAGCAGCCACCGCUACCGCCGACGGCGACGACCACCACGACGACGACAACAACGGCGACAACGGCGUCGACUACGACGACGACAACGGCAGCUGCGAAGGUGGCCACGAAGAAGGAAGAAGGAGAUGAAGCCAUUAUAUCGAUGUCGGUGGCUGGUGAAGUGACCGACGCUUCAAUCGUCGAAAUAGGCCGUUCUAGACCACAGUUUCAAUAUUCUCGGGAAGAUCUAAUGCUGAUAAAAAAUUUGCGAUUAUCUAGACGUAGGCCUACAUUUCUAGAUAUCGCUUAUAACAACUCAAGAGGUGUUUGGGAUCCCGAACGUUGGCAUUCGGAUAGAAAGCGUAGCGAUACACCCCCGAAAGAAGAAAGAACUGGACGUGGUGAUCAAAUCACUGAGAAUCAUAGUAAGCGACGUAAUAAUGGUGAUCCACGAGACCGAAUACGUAAAGAGCAAGACGGCAUUGUUUUGAGCCCCCAACGGAGAAGUUUUAAUUCGGGAUGUUUUGUUAACGUGAAUCAGCCACCAAACCGACGUCCGGAGAGUCCGAUUGGCAAAACAGAAGUCAGUCAUCGUGAACCUGUUCGUCGAAUCGGUAGCGGCAGAAUUUUAACACGGGAUAUAUGGGACUUUAGAGCGGAAAACGAAAAGAUCGAUUCUGAACGUGCGGAUUAUGGUUUUAGAUCAGGUACGGCUGCUGGUGGCUCUCUGCGUGAUCGUGAUAAUAGAGAUAAUCGUGACGGGAAGGAACGAGAUAGAGAUCGUGAUAUGCGAGAAAGGGAACGUGAUCGCGAUAAUCUGCGUGAGCGAGAUGAGAGGUUUGAGCGGAGAUCAUUCGGCCGAGAUUAUGGAGAUCGUAGCGAGAGAGAGCGCGAUCGUGGCGAUAGAGGAAUAGACCGAAAUGAACGGAAUAAUCAUCAAAUGGAACGUGAUAAGGAUCGCGGACGCGAAAAGAGAUACAGCAAUGAUCGUCGACGAACUUAUAGUGACAAUCGCGAUUCGGACGAACCAGAAUGGUUCAGCUCGGGACCUACAUCGCAACACGAUACAAUUGAGCUCAGAGGCUUUGAAGAUAUUCCGGAGGAAAAAGUAGUGAGCAGUAGUAAUACCAAGAGUAAGAAACAAACUGCCGCGCAAAAGAAACGGGGCAAGAGGAAUGCCACAGAGAAAGAAGACAAAUCGAAUGAGAAUUCAGCAGGCCCUAAAGGACGCAGCACUCCAACUGUCAUGGAUCAGCCUAUAAACGCUGUACCGGCGCCACAUUCUCCAAUUUCUGAACAAACUGAACAAUCUAUUACUCAGAACAAAGAGAAUGACAUCAAUGAGAGUACCGAACCGACUUCUGAAUCGGGUGAGAACUCUGGCGCAAAUCAAAAUCAAGAGGACUCGCAUCCAGAUUUUAAUCUGGAUGAGUUCCUGAAAUCUGAUACGUUCCCUGGCGUUUCUGGAUUAUUGACGAAUGGAGUUGGGUCGAAUAGUGGUACUGGUUCGCGGGAUAGUCGUAGAGCUUCCAUACAAGAUGAAUUGCUGAACAAUUUAUUGAACGAUAUCACUGAGCCAAAUAUUCAAAUACCAUCGGUGACGGAAUCGAACACCUAUUUCGCACCAAUUUCUCCGGCCAACACGACCAAUAAUGCUAAUACGGCAACAAAUGGCGUCAAGUUACUCGAGAUGUUACAUCGCGGUAAUAAGCCGAAUCAAAAUGGACAGGGUGACGCGAGUAAUACGGCUAUACCUAUGAUGAAAAAUUGUUCUCUCAAAGAUUUGGAAGUUGGUGGUAAAGUUGUGCAUAGUUUGGAAGAAUUGGAAGCACGUAUGCGGGGUGGUGCUCCUCCACCUGCGACUUCGACUGAUGCACCCCGUGUAAAUAAGACUGAAGAUCUCUCUGCUUUUAAGAAACUGCUUGCUCAAGUGACUGGAGGACAAGCUGUGCCUGCAGCUAACGGACCUAUCACUCAAAAACAACCUGUAACGUUAAUGCAAUUACUUAAUUCGCAACUGAAAACCCAACAGUCAUCGAUGCCACAUCAGCAGCCGCCCGCUGAACCAAUUCAUACUACAACAUUUAAUCACGUUGGUCCCCUUGGCCCUACUCAACAUCCCCAUCAGGUUCAGAUGCAACAUGAGAAUUUAAUGAAAGUCUUGCAAAUACAGCAGCAGCAGCAACAACAGCAGCAGCAACAACAACAGCAACAAAAGCAACAACAACGACAUUCCGAUAUGUUAUCGAUGAUGAUGGGUAAUCAACGGAUGUUAGGUGUCAGUCCAGUGCCGGCGGAGAUGCAAAUGAUGAUAAAUAAUGUCCCGUCGAGCCAAGAGCUUUUGCAACGACCGGAAGCUCAAGCAAUUAUUCAAGGUUUACAACAAGGGGAGAUCACUAGGCAACAUCUAAUACAACAGUUGCAGAAUCCUGCAAUGCAACAUCGUCAUCGAGAAGUGCUGGUGAACAUUUUAAAAAUGUAUGGUGGCACCACACCUCGUACGAUAAGUCCACAUCCUCAUCCUGCUGCUCCUAUCCCUCAAGAACAUAUUCUACAACAGAUGCUGUAUCAGCAACAACAGCAGAGAAUUCCAUCUCCUAUGAAUAACGCUUAUUGUCCACCUCCGAUAAUAUCACCAAAUUUAACAACUAAUCCUAGUACUUUAACAGUACAACAUCCAGUGAUACCGCAUAGAGUACCAUCUCCAAGGGAAAUUGUUAUGCAUACUCAGUCUAUAAUGCAAAGUGCUUUAAUCAAGAAGAAGUUGGAGGAACAGCGUGAGAAUUUCCGUAAGCGACAGGAUCAACAACAACAACAGCAGCAACAGCAACAGCAGCAGCAACAACAGCAAGUUCAGCAGCAGCGCACGUCAAGUCCCGUUAAUUCACCAGCUAAGCAAACAGCGAGUCCGCUUGCUUUCACUCCAACCUCCGUUUUACGCAAAAUGACUGCUGAUAAGGAACCUGACGGAAGCAGCAAUGAGCCACCCAAAUUGUCUACACAAACUCAGGCUUCUCAGAUGCAACAAAUGCAGUCUGCUGCGGCUCAAUUACUUGCACAGGGAGCUCUAUCUCGACAUACUGCAUUGCGAUCGCAACCCGUUCAAUCGACAUGGUCGAAUCCAUCUCUCAAACAGCAUCCAGGUCGACCUAUAGUAAAAGGUAAUAACAGCAACACUAGUAGCAAUCAGUUCCAAUAUAAUACGGGAAGUGCGGAAUUCCAACAACAGCAUAGAACAGUGUCGAAUGUUUACGGCAACCCAGCACGAUCCAAACACACAAUGGCAACUUCGUUACCGCAUCAUAAUGUUCCACAAUAUAAUAUAGCGCAAAACUCGAUUAUGAAUCAGAGAUCAAAUCCUAUGAAUACCCAGAUGAAGACACAGCAAGUCCCAACGCAUCUCACUAAUAUGCAACCACCACCACCGCAUGGAACUGUUAACAUGCAACAACAACCGCCACAAAGGGCUGUAAAUACGCCUAUGCAACUUGUCAUGAGCCAAAACUACAAUUCUAAUCGUACAGAUGGACAAACGAUGCGAUCGCAGUUGAAUAUGGCAGUCGGCCGUCAACCUUCACCAGGCCUCGGAUUUGUGGGUAGUAACGGAGGUGAUCUUUCGCCAACAUCUAAUCAACUUGCGCGAUGGUUUAGCCCAGAGCUUCUCGCUCAAGCUCGGGCUGGCAAGCUUCCAGAGCUUGCACAAACGAAUGUCUUGUCAUUGGAAGAGCUUGAGAGACUUCAACACGCAUCAACCAUAGUGCAUAACUAAAGUGACAUCGGACUCAAAUUACGUUUCAGCUUUACAAGCACGAAAUUACAUUGGUAACGCUACUAUUGGUCGGAGAAUCGGUAUUCUACAUUCUCCUUUACGUCCGAAGCACCUGUGACAUCUCCUAUACGGAUGCUGGAUACACGUCGUUAAAUUGGUGCUCGCCUAUGUAGAUCUUUUUAUCAAGUCUUCGUAUCAAGAGAUUUAUCGAAAUAACGCCAUGUUUUUUGAUUAAAAAUAGAGUCGAUUAAUCAGUUGGACGGUAUUUCUCUUUCAAAAGAUCUUUUUUUUUAUCGAAUAAGAUUCUUGAUAUCGUUUGUGAAGCCAUUUUUCCAAGUUUCGCGGAAUGUUAUUUAGAAACUACAAAUAUACAGAUUAGUAUAUGAUAUAGAACGAAGCGUUAGAACGAAGAAGAGGACACAGCUUUCUACAAAAACGACGUAUUGUUUAUAAGACUGAAAAAAUGUGAAAAUUCUUAUUGUUGAUUAUAUGACAAGCUGUUAGAGCUUCAUGUGCGUACUUUCUAAAUGACGUCACAUGAUAAGAUCUAUUUGCCUAAGAUAGAACUGCAAGUUUCUUACUCUAUACAUGUCUUAUCAUCUAGCAAGAAUGUGAAAAUUAUCUGACGACUUGAGCAAUUAAUUUCAAUAUGUUUUUUAUUCAGAACGUAUCUGUUCUAAUCUCUCAUUUUCUCAGUUAGUUAAUAGAUAUUAUGAGAAUAUACUGUGAUUAUAUUUUGCUAAUUCAUAAAUACUGACUGUUGCACGGUUACGUUCCUUAAAUUCGGAACAAAGCAAAAUGUUUUUAUUAUUGUCAGCACAGGCAUAAAAAUAGUCUAUAUACUACAUAUGUGUCGAACGUAAAAACGUAUCGUUGCCAACAGGAAUAAGAACUAGAUAAUCGAUACGUUUAAUGUAGUAUUAUUUAUAGAAUACAUCACGCUUGCUUAUUUACAAUGGGACUUGCAAAAACCCUUAGGCAAAUAAUACGCAAACUCCUCGAACUUGUGAAUUGCAAGCUCUAGCACCUGAUUAUAUUUACUUACACAGAGUGGUGGUGUCGUAUUUAAUAUUCUAUUCGUAUUUCUGCAAACAAUGCGAUCUUAUUAACACGAAAAGCGUACGAAAUAAAAUGAGUAUGUGACAUCACAAGUCAAACAUAUUAUAAAAAUAAAUAUAUAAUAUAUAUUUCUCGUGUGUAGAAGAGCGCGUGAGAGUGCGAAGUUAUUGUCACGAUCGAAAGUGAUAUAUAGAACGAACUGUUUCUUAAUAAAGAAGCUCGAAAGAUACAUAGAAGAAUCGUUCGUAGAAUUAAUUAAAGAAAAUGAGAACAUUCCAUCAGUUAAUAAAGGAUCAAAUUGAACGAAAUAAUUUUGAGAAUUUCGAUCGACAUUAAUAUCGUUGCUUUCGAUUUAAUUAUUCAUCUCAAGAUCAUAUAAUUUCUAUGUAAUUACACAAAAAGGAUAUAUAUGUAUAUCGGACCAGCUUUAAAACGAUGACUUCUGUAAAAAGUUUAUCUCAUCUUACAUUUCGAAAAGAGAUAAUAUUGUUUACUGUUUAACUAUACAUUAGAGUCUCAUGCGCGAAUAAUUGCAUUUUUUUCCCUUUUUUUUUUGUAGUUCAUUGAGUACACAAUGAACUAUAAACUUUUUUCGUAUCUUAAAGAAUUACUUGAGAAACAAAAUAAUUUGUGUGUAAAAAAAAUAUUUGCAUAAAAAAACAAACAAACAUUAGAAUUUUAUAUCAAAAAAUAUAUAUCUAUCUUUUAUUGCUUGACAUUACAUAAACGAGUUACCUAGUCUAAUUUUUAAAGAUCGAUUACAUUCAUAAUUUACUUUAUUGCAUAUGAUUGCGUAUAUAAUUGUACGGGGAGUUGCAUCAGGAACACGAAGUAAAUUUCAAAUCUCAGGAGAAAAACACAUAAAGUCAAUUUUCAUAAUUAUUUUGUGCUUGCAAAUAAAAUUAAACUCAGGUUUGCGUAAUACAUGUAAUUACGAAAAACGUCCUAAUAGUAGACUAUAAGCAUUAUAAUUUUGAUUUUUAUGUGUGCUCAUAAUAUUAUAUGUUAGAUAUAGCGUAAAUAUUAUUUGCGUCAGUGGCACAUUAAUCCGCAUUCACACGUUUAUUUUCGCUACUGGAUCUGGCUGUCUGAAUAUUUUAUUUAUAUAAAUGCAAGAGAUAAAUAGUCUCUUGUACGUUUGUUAUCCGAUAUGUAAAAAAUAUUCUUUAUAAUAUGACAAUAUUUUAUAAAAGAUACAAGCUCAUCUUUAAAA
Molecule: messenger RNA, 6230 nt
Organism: Acromyrmex echinatior (Panamanian leafcutter ant)
Lineage: Eukaryota; Metazoa; Arthropoda; Insecta; Hymenoptera; Formicidae
Biological process (GO): negative regulation of translation
Cellular component (GO): cytoplasm; nucleus
Molecular function (GO): mRNA binding
Source: RefSeq, a predicted model, not a curated record